Messenger RNA from Rhizophagus irregularis DAOM 181602=DAOM 197198, 1420 nucleotides. The record is from RefSeq and is a predicted model, not a curated record. Lineage: Eukaryota; Fungi; Glomeromycota; Glomeromycetes; Glomerales; Glomeraceae.
AUGAAUUCUAAAGAAAAUCUUAAAAAUUUAUGGAAGGGAUACAGUUUUGAAUACCAGGUCCAUGUCAUUACAAAUUCUACUAUAGAUUCUACUACUGAAUUAAUAGAAGAGUCAAAUAGAAAAGUAGUUUAUAUGAAUGACUUAGAAAGCAGAAAACAAGCAUAUGGAAUAUGCGGAGAAUGUAAUGAACCCGGUACAGGAAGUAAUUGGUGUCAGCCUUGUAAUGCUAAAAGAUUUAAGGAUAACUUUAAGAAUUGGACUAGUGGAAGUAAAGAUAUUGAUGAAUUUAUACAACAAUCACAACUUAAUGCUGUGCACUAUAGAAAAUAUCUUGAAUGGAUUCCUUUUGAAAAUUUUAAAGAUAUUACUUUUAUUACCAAAGGUGGAUUUGGUAAAAUUUAUUCAGCUAAAUGGCCUGAAGGAUAUAUUGAUUCUUGGGAUAUUGUAAAUCAAAAAUGGAAAAGGAGUAAUAAUAAGAAAGUUGCAUUAAAAAGUUUGGAUAAUUCUUCUUAUUGUUUAAGUACAGAAUUUUUAAAUGAGAUUAGAUCUCAUCUUCAGAUUUAUCUUUUGGAUGUUAUUCAAUGUUAUGGAAUAACUCAAGAUUCAAUUACUAAAGAUUAUAUGAUGGUUUUAAAAUAUUGUGAAGAUGGAAAUUUGAGAAAUUAUUAUAUGAACAAUAAAAAAAGUUAUUAUUCGAAAAUUGAUACAUUACAACAAAUUGCAAGAGGGCUUUUAGAUAUUCAUAAUGCUGGAAAAGUUCAUAAAGAUUUUCAUUCAGGCAAUAUAUUAUAUCAUGAUAAUCCAUAUAUAAGUGAUUUAGGAAUGUGCCAACCAGCAAAUAAUGAAAAUCAAUCAGCUAAACAGGAAGGGAUUUUUGGAGUAUUACCUUAUAUGGCACCAGAAGUUUUACGUGGAUAUCAAUAUACAAAAGCAUCUGAUAUUUAUUCAUUUGGAAUAAUGAUGAAUGAAUAUAUAUCUGAAGAAACUCCUUAUAAUGAUAUUCCUCAUGAUCAUGCUUUAUCUAUUAAACAAUGUAAAGGACUUAGACCAAAUAUUUUUAAAUAUACACCAAAAUUACUUGCAGAUUUGAUUACUAAAUGUUGGGAUGCUAAAGCAGAAAAUAGACCAACUGCUAAGGAAUUGUAUCAAGAACUUAAAAAAUUAGAUGAUAAAAUUUAUGAUCCUAGUGAUAUUAAAUCUAUUAAAUCUCAAAUAUAUGAAUAUGAUGAUAAAAUAAAAUUAAACAGAACAAGUGAAAAAAGAACUAAAAAUUUUCAAACACAUCCACAAGCAAUCUAUACAAGUAGACUUUUAAACUUCAAAAAUCUUCCAGAACCAGUAAAUUCAGAUGAAUCAGAUCUUAAUGAAAUGAAUCUAGAUGAUGAAAAUAAUAUUGAAUGAAGUUUUCUUUUUGAAUCAG